This is a messenger RNA of Penicillium arizonense, 423 nucleotides long. RefSeq lists its product as uncharacterized. The record is from RefSeq and is a predicted model, not a curated record. Lineage: Eukaryota; Fungi; Ascomycota; Eurotiomycetes; Eurotiales; Aspergillaceae. The coding region runs from base 1 to 423 and encodes 140 amino acids. The transcript has a single exon.
AUGACACGCUUGACUCAAGCUCAAGUGGAAGAAGCCGAGUGCAAACUGUUCACCUAUCGCGAGGAACAUUUCAAGAUGGCCGCACGUGUCGAUAUCUCUCGUCUCGUAUUCGACAAAAACUUCAAGCGGCAGAUGAGCGACCGCCAGAAUAUCAUUCGACUUGAGCGAAUUAUGGACACUCAGGGGUGCCACCGGCUGAUGGAAGAAUCCCAUGUCCCUGUAUUGGUCCCUGAAAUUGAUUGGGAACGUCGCGUUAGACCACGGAUGGUAGAUGGACAAUUCCAUCAAUUGGAUGUCGAUAUCGACUACCAGUUGCGCGCACAGGAUCACGAGAACUUAAUUAUUGCUGCCCGUAAAAAGCUCAGUCCUAGCAAUCAAUGGUGGAUUGUGGAUGUUUAUGUCACAGAGCAGACAGGUGGGUAA